Ostrinia furnacalis (Asian corn borer) is the source of this 1493-nucleotide messenger RNA. Its product is annotated as mucin-6. Lineage: Eukaryota; Metazoa; Arthropoda; Insecta; Lepidoptera; Crambidae. Bases 237 to 923 code for a protein of 228 amino acids. The transcript is spliced from 4 exons. The record is from RefSeq and is a predicted model, not a curated record.
UCAGUUGUAGUCUUGUUUAUUUAAGUCGCAAAUUGAACCAGUUGUUACCAGUUUACGUACAAGAUCAAGAAAACGCACUACUUAUUACCUAUUUGGUAUUGAAAUAUUAAUUAAUAUUAUCAUUAACUUCACUCUGGAGAACAAAAUGAGUCUAAGUUAAGCGUAUAAAAGUUAUUAUUUACACCUUCAUAAAAAAGAGAAAAUCUGAAUAAUUUAGGUUCUUACUAGACCUAAAAAUGAGAGCAAACACUUUUUUGUUGGUUGUUUUGUUGGGAGUGAUAUCUUUGAUGAAUUGCAAAAACGCUAAAGACGAUUGCUCUGCCAACGAGGAAUUCCUUCCAUGCGGUUCGUCGUGUCCAGCAAGCUGCGCUGACCCUAGCCCAGUCUGCGAUGACUACUGCGUGGCUGGAUGCUUCUGCAAGUCUGGGUACUUAAAGAAGAACAAAACUUGUGUCAAAGCCGACAAGUGUGGUGAGAGCGUCUCCAUUUGCGACGCGAACGAAGAGUUCCUAUCAUGCGGCACAGCCUGCGCUGGUACCUGCACCCAGCCUGAACCAGUAGUCUGUGGGGCCACCUGCAGCAUGGGCUGCUUCUGCAAGUCCGGCUUCGUCAGAGACACCAGCAAUAACAAGUGCGUCACUGUCGACCAGUGUCCCGUUGAACAAUGCUUCAACAAGAACGAAGUCUACGACAUCUGCAACGGCUCCUGUGAGCCCUCCUGUGCUGACCCUGAGCCUAUCUGUACCAAGCUGUGCACUGGAGGGUGCAUCUGUUCAACUGGUCUCCUCAGAGAUGACAAUGGAGAGUGCGUGACGGUUGACAAAUGCCCAGCAAGCAAUUCAACCGACCCUGGACUCUUGGGGAAGUACUUGAAUGCUAUCAAUCGAAUCCUGCAUCUUAACACUGAGGCGACUGAGGCUUAAGUUGAAAUUAACUGUUGAUGUGUUCAGUAGGAUAAGGAUAUUUCACGAGAUUAUGUCACAAUAAGAAACACAAAAUAUUUUAAUGUAUAAAAGCGAAAGGUCACUGACUGACUGACUCACUCACUCAUCACGAAAUCUCAGAAACUACAAGUGCUAGGAGUCUCAUAUUUUGCAUGGUGGUUCCUUUUAGAACGUAGGUGCUCACUAAGACGAGAUUUUGGAAAAUUCGAAGUAGCGGGCGGCCGCUACUUAGUGAAUAAGGCUAUAAAUAAAUCAGUAUUGAUUUAUUACUUGGAAACAUGUAAUUUCUAAUUACAAUACGAAAAAGUAAUAAAUGAAACACACAAAAGUUAAGACUUAUCAUAAAUUGUGAUAAAACCGAACUAAAUACCACAGUAUUGUAAAUUAUUAUCAGAUAAGUAUGUAUGUUUAAUUAUGUAAGUUAUUAUUAACUUCACAAAUUAAUUAUUUUUUGUAGUAGUUAAGUAAAAUAAUUAUUAUUUCUGUAUUAACAACGAUAGCGUAACUUAAUUAUAAAUUAAAUAAAUUGUAUUGAUAAAAAAUAUUUUA